UUUUAUUCGUGUUAUAAAAUUCAUAUCGGCUAGUACUAAAAGUCACAUGUUCUUUCUGCGAACAACAUGUAAAAAAAAUGUACUCUUCAAUCCAAAUGAUUUUCCUUCAUCCGUGAAACUGCCAUUUAAUUAUCAUCGUAGAGGACUUCAUUCCUAUUGUCUAAUGUUUACUUUUCAUUGAAAAUGCGUAAGACAAAUGUAGAAACAGAUAGGCUACAGUUUGUUAACAUGUACAAAGUGCACCUGCGCUUGUGCUAGGUGUGCCUGAUUUAAUGGCAAGUGAAUGAAGGUACAAGGCAGGCCUACUGUAAGUGUUACCAAUAAUAUGGAAACUAAGACAUUACUGCAACUGCUCCGACGAGUGAUGUUCCCAAGAAAUGGCAAGGUAUAUGACAACACGAGCUCAAGUGUAAAAAGAAAAUCGGUGUCUCUAAUUUGGCAACUCAUGUAAACCUCUAUCGUGACACCUAAUUCUAACAUCCUUAUUUUUUAGCUUAGUAUAUAUAGUAAAAAACUAAACAAAAUACAAACUAGGGUCACAACUACAGAAAAUCUCUGCAUUGUGCACCUCAUGCAUCUCAUAUAGAACUUCAGUGUGACACCUACAUGCACCUAAAAAGCGCUUCUUUCGCUCUGGAUAAAGGCGCCUCCCAAAAGCCGUAUUGUAACUUGACAUACAUCUAGUCAUUUUUAAAAUUCUCAGAAUAGUGUUAAUCGAGUAGCUGCGAAGGAUUAUGUAUUGAAAAAGUAUGUGCACUUAGCGUCGCUGUUCACCAGCAAAACGGACCGUUAGUUUGUCUGGUGUGGCCAUUAUUUUGUCUGCAGCCGGUUGCGUCGAUUUGGCACAGCUCUUGUAGAAUACGCACGAGAAUUUACUCUUCAUGCAGCUGACGAAUAUUACUUUGUUGCCAACUUUAUUUAUCUGUUUUAUUUCCCUCACUUUGAAUAACUGAUUGCUUGUUUUGGUCGUAAUUGCGUCGACCACUAUCUCAAAUCCAUACAAUGGAGAACGGCAUGAUGAAACAGUUGUUAUGGAGGUACGUCGAAACAUCCCUUCUCAUUUUUGCGGUUAUAUUCUCCGCGUCUGGUGUUACCCACUACUCGAUACCCGAAGAAAUGAAAGCGGGAUCUGUUGUUUCAAAUCUCGCAACCGAUUUAGGACUUGAUGUGAAAACCUUAAGUGCACGAAAGAUGCGACUAGAUGUUGUAGCCAACAAAAAAUACUUGGAUGUUAACAAAGAAACGGGGGAGCUUUACAUUGUGGAGAAAAUGGACAGGGAACAACUGUGCAAUGUUAAAACAGCCACAUGCUUUCUGAAGCUGGAUGUCAUAAUUGAAAAUCCAAUAAGAAUGUUUAACAUUGAACUUGAGAUAAUGGACAUAAAUGAUAAUUCUCCACAAUUUCGUCGGGAUACCAUUCAUCUUGAUAUAUCCGAAUCAACGCCAGUAGGAGAGAAGUUUUCUCUCACCAAUGCUGUUGACCCCGAUGUCGGCUUAAAUUCUAUUAAAACCUAUUAUCUCAGCGAAAGUGACUUCUUUAAUAUCGACAUACAAACUGGGCGUGAUGGAUCGAAAUUUACAGACUUGAUUUUAAAAAGAGCUCUGGACCGUGAGGAGCGGGCUAUUCAUAAUCUCAUACUCACAGCUGUGGAUGGCGGAACCCCUGCGCGCUCUGGUACAGCUAAAAUUAUUGUUCGUGUGCUAGAUACUAACGACAACGCCCCUCAGUUUGAUAAAGACAGUUAUACUAUAAAUCUCAUGGAAAACACACCGAUAGGCAGCCUUGUAAUCAAAUUAAAUGCAACAGAUAAGGAUGAGGGCACAAAUUCGGAUAUUGAGUACUCAUUUAGUCUCUAUACUUCUGAGAAAACGCAAGCGACAUUUGGAUUAAAUCCAAUUAAUGGUGAAAUAAGAGUUAAAGAAAUGAUCAAUUAUGAGGAUUUCAGAAUUUACGAUGCGGAAAUAAUAGCUAAAGACAAAGGUGCCAAUUCGUUAUCUGGACAAUGCAAGGUAACGAUACUAAUCAAUGAUAUGAAUGACAAUCAUCCGGAAAUUUCUAUUAAAUCCUUUUCAAGUCCUAUUAAAGAGGAUGUAGCUGUAGAUACAGUUAUUGCAGUGAUUAGUGUGAGUGAUAAAGAUUCGGGAGAAAAUGGCGAAAUCGAUAUCCAUAUUUCUGAUAAGCUACCUUUUAAACUCAAAGAGACAUCCGACAACUACUAUGAGCUUGUAGUUUCAGAACCGUUGGACCGCGAAAAGGUCCCAGAAUAUGACAUCACAUUUACCGUUACUGACAGAGGAAACCCUCCGUUAUCCGAUAAUGAAACUGUAACUCUAGAACUGCUGGACGUUAACGACAACGUCCCACAGUUUCCACAAUCAUUUUAUACCAUACAAGUAAUGGAAAAUAAUGCACCUGGGGCAUUACUGGGCUCCCUCACUGCACACGACCCAGACCUCCAUGAAAAUCAAUAUCUUGUUUAUUUUAUAAUAGAAAAAGAAAUAGCUAACACCUCCAUGUCAAUGUUGUUCUCUAUUAAUCCAGAGAAUGGUAACCUUUACGCACUAAAGACGUUUGAUUAUGAGAUAGAGAAGGAGUUUCUUUUUCAUACUGAGGCCAGAGACUCUGGUGUUCCUCCACUCAGCAGUAAUGUUACCGUCCACAUUAUUAUCAUGGACCAGAACGACAACACACCGGUUAUAGUGUCUCCAUGGCGCGCGCAUGGCUCAGUGGUGGAAGAAAAAAUACCCAGAUCCACUGAUAAAGGAACUCUGAUAGCCAAAGUAAUUGCUAUAGACACAGACUCUGUACACAACUCCCGGAUUACUUACCAGUUUCUACAGAACACUGACGCUACAUUAUUCAGUUUGGACCAGUACAAUGGAGAGAUCCGGACCACCAGAAUGUUCAGUUACAGAGACUCGCGCCACCAGCAGCUGGUGGUGAUCGCCAAGGAUAAUGGAGAGCCCUCUCUCUCUGCUACAGUCACCAUCAAACUGUCCACGGUGGAGACGGCACUUAAAAGCUAUGCUGACAUGACUGAAGUGCCUUUAGAAUAUGACAUCUUUUCAGAUUUAAAUCUGUAUCUGGUAAUCGGUCUGGGCUCAGUGUCAUUCCUGUUACUGAUCACCAUAUUGGUCACCAUCGUGCUGAAGUGUCAGAAACCAAAGCCCAGUAAAGCAGCUCCUCCCUGUAGGAACAGUGUGAUCAGUGAGAGGAACUCUACCAUUGCAGAUUCCACUCUGGUCUCCAACGAUGCCUACUGGUACAGUUUGUUUCUAGCAGAGACCAGAAAAGGAAAGCUGGUAGUUAGACAACCUGUGCCAAAGGGACAGAGAUACAUUGUGUCUAGUAUACCGAGGAGCACAGGAAUGACUGAGACUAGUGACUCAGCUGCAUCUACUCUACAGUACUCAAAAUGAGAGAUGUCCCUUCUCAUGCUGGAGGCCUCCACCACCACCAGUAGCAGUUCCUCGUGAGGCUUCAUUCCACCUGCUGUUGCUCAAGUGAUGCUGAGAAGAACCUGCUCUA
Messenger RNA from Ictalurus furcatus (blue catfish), 3529 nucleotides. Its product is annotated as protocadherin alpha-C2-like. NCBI's taxonomy places the organism in Eukaryota, Metazoa, Chordata, Actinopteri, Siluriformes, Ictaluridae. Gene Ontology annotation, cellular component: plasma membrane. Gene Ontology annotation, molecular function: calcium ion binding. Bases 1003 to 3420 code for a protein of 805 amino acids. Gene Ontology annotation, biological process: homophilic cell-cell adhesion. The record is from RefSeq and is a predicted model, not a curated record. The transcript is spliced from 3 exons.